AUGGUGCGUGCUUCGCUGCAUAGCAACCGCACUCAAACUUGCAUCAAGAAGCGCUGACGAGCAGUAGAACUCUCGCGCGCUCCGGCGCCUUGCAGCUGAUCAUGGUGCUCUGCACAACGAACUGCCGCCAAACUUCCUCUUCCCCGCCGGCGCAGCAACAGACAACCUCACACAGCUAGACAUCCUCCUCGCUGGCCCGACCUUUACACCGUUUGCUCUCGGCGUAUGGAAGCUGCACCUGACGAUACCCCCAAAUUAUCCUCAGCAGCCGCCGACUGCCACGUUUCGCACCCCGAUCUUCCAUCCUAAUGUCGACCCUCAGACUGGCGGAGUUUGUGUGGAGACACUCAAGCGCGACUGGGAUAGCAGACUCACCCUGAGGGACGUACUGAUCACCAUAUCUUGUCUGCUCAUUCAGCCCAAUCCGGACAGCGCCUUGAAUGCAGAAGCAGGAGCGCUGAUCCAUGAGGACUACGAGGCAUUUGCACGGAGAGCAGAGCUCAUGACAAGUAUACACGCUGUCGUGCCACAUGCAAUGCGCGCGGCGGUACAGGAGGCGCAGAACAGAGGCCAAGAGAGCAAUGAGGAAGAUGAAGAGAACAACGAUGCAGCGCAGAUAUCGAAAGCUCCUGUGCGACGGAGGAGAACAAUAGCAAAGGUGCGGGAAGGCAUGCGGAGAGCAGAAACCACGCCUACGGGGCCGGCAGCUCGGCGGCGGCAGCUUGCUGCGCAGGCAGGAUCCCUCGUAUAUCAAGCACGCAACGACGACGUGUUUGGAUCGCAGGCUCCUCCUCAGCGCACUCAAGCGAUGGAGCAGGUAGAAGAGGGAGAUGACGAAGAAAUGGUGGAUGCAGAGCAGGAGAACAAUUCAUCGAAUUCUCCAACGAAGGCCGGCUCGCCAAUGGCCGCAAUGACUCCUCGUCGACCUCGAGGCAUUGCAGUACCACUUGGCGAAUUGAUCAUGGAUCAAGAUGAGGACACGUCCGAGGAGAUGGAGCGAGAAUAUCCGCCGAGUCCACGCAAGAGUCCCUCAAAAAGCCCUGUCAAACGGAAGCAGACACAAACAUAUGAUUCAAACGCCAGCAUCCCCGAGAGCAGUCGCGAUGCCGCGUUGAGGGCACCGAACAUAACGCCGCCCAAUCUCACGGACAGCCCGCUGGCUGACGACUCCACGUUCAUGGACGUCACAUUUCAAGGGUCCAUUUCACCGCGGCGGAAAGGACGGGGCCUUUUCCAGGCGUCAGCAAAGCGGCCACCCGGUGCUCUCCAGCUUGGAUAUGCGACUCCGGAGAAGCGGAAGGGGCUCGGUAUUCAAAAGCAGAAGUCGCCCUCGUCAGCUGAGCGGAGGCGCAAGGAAGACGAGAAGCGUGCGUCGUUGGACGCAAAGCUCUGGGCGUCCUGCGGAGAAGACAUCAGGAGGUGGAACCGCGGUGACUUCGAUGGGGAGCCUUUCAAGAGGAAGGCCGCACGGUGGUGA
Lecanosticta acicola is the source of this 1477-nucleotide messenger RNA. The record is from the annotation of a GenBank genome assembly. NCBI's taxonomy places the organism in Eukaryota, Fungi, Ascomycota, Dothideomycetes, Mycosphaerellales, Mycosphaerellaceae.